Alnus glutinosa is the source of this 1540-nucleotide messenger RNA. Its product is annotated as putative glucose-6-phosphate 1-epimerase. Gene Ontology annotation, molecular function: isomerase activity; carbohydrate binding. NCBI's taxonomy places the organism in Eukaryota, Viridiplantae, Streptophyta, Magnoliopsida, Fagales, Betulaceae. Gene Ontology annotation, biological process: carbohydrate metabolic process. The record is from RefSeq and is a predicted model, not a curated record. The transcript is spliced from 9 exons. The coding region runs from base 157 to 1125 and encodes 322 amino acids.
GACGCGAAAUUUCCCGAGAAAAAGCAGUCCACAGGCGGGGAGAGAGAGAGAGAGAGAGAGAAGAAAAGGAAAAGAAAGAAAAGAAAAUAAGGGAUAAUGUUAUAGUAUAGUAGUGUGGGAUUUGGGAACGAGGAGAGGAAGAAGAGCUAGUAAUCUAUGAGUAGCGAAAAGGCUCCCUCCGCUCCUUCCGCUUCCUCUGCGGCCGAGCUCUGCAAGGGCGUCAAUGGCCUGGACAAGCUCGUCCUCCGCGAACCGCGUGGCAGCUCCGCCGAGGUCUAUUUAUAUGGAGGUCAUGUGACAUCUUGGAAGAAUGACCAUGGGGAGGAGUUGCUUUUUGUCAGUAGUAAGGCUGUAUUUAAGCCUCCAAAAGCAAUUCGUGGAGGAAUUCCAAUAUGCUUUCCGCAAUUUAGCAAUCUUGGUUCUCUUGAACAGCAUGGGUUUGCAAGAAACAGGUUUUGGACAAUUGACACUGACCCACCCCCUUCUCCAACAACUACUUCCAGUAAGGCUUUUGUUGAUCUAAUCCUUAAGCCGUCUGAAGAAGAUACUAAGAUCUGGCCUCACGGUUUUGAGUUCCGUCUGAGGGUGGCACUGGGACCUGGAGGAGAUCUGAUGUUGACAUCUCGCAUCAGGAAUACCAACACUGAUGGAAAGCCAUUCACAUUCACAUUUGCAUAUCACACCUAUUUCUCUGUUUCAGAUAUCAGUGAAGUUCGGGUAGAAGGACUGGAGACAUUGGAUUACCUUGACAACUUGAAGAAUAGGGAGCGUUUUACUGAACAAGGGGACGCUAUAACUUUUGAAUCAGAAGUGGACAAGAUAUAUCUUAGCACUCCUACAAAGAUUGCAAUUCUUGAUCACGAAAAAAAGAGGACCUUUGUAAUACGCAAGGAUGGACUUCCAGAUGCCGUGGUAUGGAAUCCCUGGGAUAAGAAGGCAAAGGCUAUGGUUGAUUUUGGAGACGAUGAGUACAAACAUAUGCUGUGUGUGGAGGCUGCUGCUGUUGAAAAACCUAUCACACUGAAACCUGGCGAGGAGUGGAGAGGAAGGCAGGAGCUUUCUGCUGUUCCUUCGAGUUACUGUAGUGGGCAACUUGAUCCUCAGAAAGUUCUACAGGGCAGCUGAAAGAUCCAACAUACUGGACCAUAUCCUGUACAGGUAUUUUGUUUCGACAUGUAGAUGGAUUAUGACAGCAACUUCUGUAGAGCAUUCUGUUUUCCUCCUUUAAAUUUUACUUGGUAUUUGGUGAAACAGAUGGAUUUAUCGGUAGAUAUUGCUUUGUCAAAUAAUUUGUUGCUUUAGUGGGAGACUUUUUUCUGGGGGGGGGGGGGGGGUAAAGGGGAAGUACAUAUGUAUGGGAAACUACGUAUCUUCCAAUUGGGUUGGAAAUAGGUUCCGUUUUAAUUGGAGCCAUUGGGUUCUGUUACGGCCUGUGAUCUUCUGGUGAUGUAGAAAUGUUGCACAGAGCCUUGGAAUUUUUAUUUUGUGCGUAAUAUAAGAUGCCAACAUGAGGCCUGCCUAGUUUUUGGCUAUUUGAUAA